Paramecium sonneborni is the source of this 967-nucleotide messenger RNA. NCBI's taxonomy places the organism in Eukaryota, Ciliophora, Oligohymenophorea, Peniculida, Parameciidae. The record is from the annotation of a GenBank genome assembly.
AUUAAAUAAUUUUGUAUAUGCAAAGAUAAUUAAGAAUUGCUACUAGAUCUUCAGCCUUAGCAAUGGCUUAAACAAAUUAUGUGAUAAGUGAAUUAAAAUAAGAAUGUGAGAUAAUAAAGGUAUCAAAUGAGGUUGGGGAUGUAAAUUUGUAAGAUCCUUUAUAUAAAAUGCCUACAGUUGGUGUAUUUACAAAGCAGGUAGAAUAGUAUUUGUAAGUUUUUAUAAGUAAAUAUAAUAGACUUGAAUAAAAGGCAGAUGUUGCAGUACACUCUUUGAAAGAUUUACCAACAAUAAUAGAUAAUGAAUUGUAUUUAGCUGCAUAUACAAAAUUUGAAUAAAGAGGAGAUGUGGUGUUAUUGAAUAAAAAAUAUAAUUACAAGAGCUUAGGUGAAUUACCUGAUGGAUUUAAUGUGGGUACAUCAUCACUAAGAAGAAUAGCUACAAUUAGAAAUAGAUAUCCAAAAUUAAAUUUAAUUAAUAUUCGAGGAAAUUUAAAUACUAGAAUUUAGAAGCUUGAUGAAGGAUAAUAUGAUGCUAUAAUUCUAGCAAAAGCAGGAAUUUUAAGAUUAGGUUUAGCUGAUAGAAUUUCUUUUGAUUUAGAGGAAAAAGAAUUCUUAUAUGCACCAGCAUAAGCAGCUUUAGGAAUUUAAUGUAGAAAAGAUGAUUUGGAAACAAUAGAUAGAUUAAAAGUUUUAAAUGAUGUUGAUGCUUAAAAGAGAUGUGUAGCUGAAAGAAUGUUUCUUAAUUAAUUAGAAGGAGGAUGUAGAUUACCAAUUGCUGUUUACAGUGAAUGUAGAGAAGAUGGAACAGUUUACAUCAAAGGCAGAGUUUUAGCUGUUGAUGGAACUUAAGUCAUUGAGGAUGAAGCUAUCGAUCAUUUUGAAAAAGUAGGAUAGAUAUUAUGUUAAAAAAUUCAGGUUCUUGGAGGAGUGGAAUUAAUUAACAGCUUAAAAUAAUAAAAAUGAGG